Pseudoliparis swirei is the source of this 2057-nucleotide messenger RNA. It is a transcript of the gene f2, whose product is annotated as coagulation factor II (thrombin). Gene Ontology annotation, cellular component: extracellular region. Bases 177 to 2024 code for a protein of 615 amino acids. Gene Ontology annotation, molecular function: serine-type endopeptidase activity; calcium ion binding. The record is from RefSeq and is a predicted model, not a curated record. NCBI's taxonomy places the organism in Eukaryota, Metazoa, Chordata, Actinopteri, Perciformes, Liparidae. The transcript is spliced from 15 exons. Gene Ontology annotation, biological process: positive regulation of blood coagulation; proteolysis; blood coagulation.
UUUGACCCGUUGGUCAACAACCUCUCAGAGACUCUCACCAGACACACUGAAGAGGACUCUGUUCUGGUCCUGAGGUUCUGUGGUCCUGAGCUUCUGGUUCUGUGGUCCUGAGGUUCUGGUUCUGUGGUCCUGAGGUUUUGGUUCUGUGGUUCUGAGGUUAUCCUGUUGGGGAGACCAUGGAGAUGACGCGACUGCAUCCAGCCGCGGUCCUGCUGCUGGUUCUGCUGCACAGCGGCCUGGCAGAGGAAGUUUUCCUCCACAGCCGACUGGCCAAUCAGCUGCUGGUCAGGAACCCGCGAGCCAAUCAGAUCUUUGAAGAGCUAAAACCAGGAAACCUGGAGAGAGAAUGUGUUGAAGAAAUCUGCGACCACGAAGAAGUCCGGGAGGUGUUCGAGCAGCCGGACACCACGGAGACCUUCUGGGUGAAGUAUCAGGACUGUAGAGGACUCCAGAUGACCAGAACAGGACCCAACAUCAACAUUGUGAGACAAUGUUUAGAAGGUCAGUGUAUCUCUGGAUCAGGACUGAGCUAUGAAGGAAACAUCAACAUCACCCAAUCAGGAAGGACGUGUCAGGCCUGGAGCAGCAGCUACCCACAUCCCAUAAUACGGGAGUUCAACGCUUCAGAACCAAACAGCGUUCUGCAGAAGAACUUCUGCCGGAACCCGGACCGCCGGCCAGAGGGACCCUGGUGCUUCACCAAGGACCCCACAGUCCAGAAGGAGACCUGCAAAGUCCCCACAUGUGGUCAGGACUUUGUUCCGGCCACCGCGGCGCCGACCCGAGCCCCGUCGGGCGAGUGCUUGGCCAACUCGGGCCUGGACUAUGUGGGCGAGCUGGAGGUCACUCUGGGGGGCCACCGCUGCCUGCGCUGGUCCUCUCCGGAGGUCCAGAGCCUCCGCGAGGACAAGGACUUCAUCCCAGAGGUCGACCUGCCGGGGAACAAGUGCCGCAACCCGGACCACGACCCGGAGGGGCCCUGGUGCUACGUGGAGGUGGCCGGAAACCUGACCAUGGACUACUGCGACCUGGAGCUGUGCGAGGACUCUCUGGUCCAGGAGUUCCUGACCUCGGGGACAGAAGGACGCUCCGUCCUCAAACCCGCCAGGAGAACCUUCUUCAAUCCUCGGACCUUCGGACAGGGAGAGAGCGUGUGUGGCGAGCGGCCGUUGUUUGAGAAGCAGAACAAAAAGGACGCAAAUGAAGACGAGCUGCUGGAGUCGUACCGCGAGAGUCGGAUCGUUGGCGGGAAAGAUGCCGAAGUGGCUUCAGCGCCGUGGCAGGUGAUGCUGUACAAGCGGAGUCCUCAGGAGCUGCUGUGCGGCGCCAGCCUCAUCAGUGACCAGUGGAUCCUGACCGCCGCCCACUGCAUCCUGUACCCGCCCUGGAACAAGAACUUCACGGCCGAGGACAUCCUGGUGCGCCUGGGGAAGCACAACCGGGCCAAGUUCGAGCGCGGCACCGAGAAGAUCGUGGCAAUCAGCGAGAUCAUCGUGCACCCCAAGUACAACUGGAAGGAGAACCUGAACCGGGACAUCGCGCUGCUGCACCUGAGGCGGCCGGUGGUCUUCACCAAUGAGAUCCACCCCAUCUGCCUCCCCACCAAGAAGGUGGCCUUGACUCUGAUGAACGAAGGCUACAAAGGGCGAGUGACCGGCUGGGGGAACCUGAAGGAGACCUGGAACCCCUCCGCCAGGAAUCUCCCCGUCGUGCUCCAGCAAGUCCACCUCCCCAUCGUAGACCAGGACACCUGCCACAUGUCCACGUCGGUCAAGGUCACCAACAACAUGUUCUGUGCUGGUUAUAAACCAGAGGACGCCAAGAGUGGAGACGCCUGUGAGGGAGACAGCGGCGGCCCGUUCGUGAUGAAGUACCCGGCCGAGGACCGCUGGUACCAGAUGGGCAUCGUGUCGUGGGGCGAAGGCUGCGACCGCGACGGGAAGUACGGCUUCUACACACACCUGUUCAGGAUGAACCGCUGGAUGAGGAAGAUGAUCGACCACGCGGGGAGCAGCUCCCCAUGAGGUCAAUAAAGACAAGCCUGGAGGCGGAGCUUA